Messenger RNA from Portunus trituberculatus (swimming crab), 851 nucleotides. RefSeq lists its product as uncharacterized. The transcript has 5 exons. The record is from RefSeq and is a predicted model, not a curated record. The coding region runs from base 321 to 647 and encodes 108 amino acids. Lineage: Eukaryota; Metazoa; Arthropoda; Malacostraca; Decapoda; Portunidae.
GGGAGUGGCUUGGGAGGCGAGUACAGUGUGUGUGUGUGUGUGUGUGUGUGUAUGUGUGUGUGUUGUAGCUUGUUGUUUGUGUUGCAGCUUGUGAAGAAUACUGUUUAUCCAUUGGAAGAUAAGCUCGAGCUGUUCUGAGGGUUAGUGACGGCACCAACACCUCUUCCCGAUUUGAAGAGUUUGUGAGUGACCCAAGAGAGGUGGAGGAGGAGGAGCAUCAGAGGCUGUUUGGUGCCAUUGGAAGCUCAGAGGUGGACAUCCUGGUGCUGGUGGACGGACAGCUUUCUCUGGUGGUGCUUGAGCUAAAGGACGGCAAGUUGAUGCGUCUCACAGGGCUGGAGUGUGAGAAGGUCAGCUCUUGUCAGCGCAGACUGCUCUUCAGGAUGGCUAGUGACCCCAAACCAGACCAGGCACAGAUGUUGGUGGAGGACACACCAGCCUCAGUCACUGCUGCUGCUGCCACCACAGCCACUCCACCUGCUCCACCUGCCACUCCACUAGCACUGAAUGUGGAUUCUGAUGUGUUGGAGUUCACGAGGGAAAUGGUGGAGCAAAGAAGCACUGCCAGACCAGGGUGCCACCCUCCUCUCGAACACAUAUGCAAACCAUCCUUGUUGAGAACACUGCACCCUCAACACACCCCAUGAAGUCAACACCCUGCACCAACACACCACGUUCCACCGUCGGGCCAAUCACGUCCAUCAUUAUGAAACACUUUGACAAGGAUAUGGUUCUGUUUUUGGCCUCGCUUGGCAAUGGAACCAUCGGAAACCUUCAAAAUGUCGUAAGUUCUGUUAUUUUUUGCUACUCCACCAAACUUCAUCACCUCCACAACCACUCCUGCAGUGGAU